Molecule: messenger RNA, 831 nt
Organism: Rosa rugosa (rugosa rose)
Lineage: Eukaryota; Viridiplantae; Streptophyta; Magnoliopsida; Rosales; Rosaceae
Exons: 4
Coding region: 1-831 (276 amino acids)
Source: RefSeq, a predicted model, not a curated record
AUGAUUGCUAGCAAUGGCAACAAGAAGGUGGAGAUAAUAUUUGACCAGGAGCAUUGGGUCCCAAAUACUGAGUACAGUAAUAAGAAGUUCACUACUGCUAUAGGGAUUGAUCGGGGUUCGAAGUCGAGCUCCGAGUACAUAAUUAACCUCACAAUAUUUAUAAAGGAUAAAUGUGAGAAGAAUUCAACUAGCCGAAAAAGACAAAGGAGUACGCAUCGUGGCGGAGCUAUGCCUUUCAUUCAACAUGCUUUGAGGACAGCCAAGGAGGGCAAUCCUUUGUCUUUCAUAGACAAUUGGGCAGCUAUGUAUCAAGAUUCAAAUAGCAAUUGGGUUAGUGAUGCUGCACGUGAUAAAUAUGAUCGACUGAAAAAUAAGAGAGAAGAGCAUAAGGAGAAACUAACCCUGGAGGCACCAGAGGGUACUCCACCAGAAUCUGUACAAGUUACUGCGCGUGAUGAGAUUCCAAUCAUGGCUGAAGAGUGUGGAAGGAAGGGAAAAAGAGUUCGUGGUUUAGGCUCGUUUCCUCCCAUGGAGCUUCCAACUGUUACAUCUUCAAUAGCUGUGAGUUCUGAGAUGAACGUAAUGCAAGAUAAAGUGAAGAAGCUUGAAUCAACUGUGGACACUAUGCGGUCACAAAAUACACAGCUAAUGACAAUGUUGAAGAAGUUCCUGAUGAAUAAUAGUCAAGGCUGCUUUGCUGAUACAGAAAACAUUAACAUGAAUAUCGUAGUACCCAACAGUGAAGAAGAUGAUGUCUUUGGAAGAGAUGAAGACGGUGUCCAAAACAAUGGAGAUAAUUCUGAAACAGAGGAUUUGGAGAAAGAUUUGUGA